Danio rerio (zebrafish) is the source of this 1735-nucleotide messenger RNA. Lineage: Eukaryota; Metazoa; Chordata; Actinopteri; Cypriniformes; Danionidae. The record is from RefSeq and is a predicted model, not a curated record.
AAAGAGUUUGGGAGCAGAAGAGAGGAGUGGAGAGGCAGAGAACACCGCCCUGAAGAGGAGAAUUCAUUAAAACUGCACUGAAACAUCAACCAUGGAAGACUCUAUGGUGUGAAAGGCUAAAUGGAAAGCGGAAUGAGCUAAAAUGCGUUUAGUAAUCAUGAAAGCCGGCAAGGUGAAAUUAUGCGCGUCGCUUUGCGUGUGGCUUGGAAUAGUUACCUGGAUUGGGAAUGUGAAGUUGCACCUUUUGUCCGUAUUUGUUCAACAAGACACAGAUCGAGGAGUUUUGUUCUCUGUUGCAAAUAAUCAGGUAAACAAUACGGAGAUAAACGCACCAGGUAUGCGCGGUGCAAAAAGUUUUAAUAUUCGCUCUGCGUUGAUUCUGGAUAACGUGAUUGAGCAGCGGGUGUUCUGGAGCGCGUGGCUUGAAGCUCUAGCCACUCGUGUUUUUGGCGUGGAGCACGAGAGGAAGUGGAGAGAGCGGGUUCGGGACGCUCGGGUGGUGGCACUGGAAGCGGGCUGCGGCAGACCCACAAACCGCCUCGCAAGCUUCGCCGACGGCACUAGAGCAUGCGUGCGGUAUGGCAUCGACGCGGAUCAAGUGCUGGGCGAAACGCUCUCCUAUUAUCUGGCGGAGCUGCUUGGGAUUUCCAACCUUCCGCCCUUGUCGCUUUCCAAACUGAACCUGUCCAGUGAGCAGUGGGCAAGUGUCCGGGAAAAUAUCGAGGUGUUAGAAUGGUCGCCAAAUGCCAUCGUGUCUCUCACCGAGUUCAUCCCAAAUGUCACAGGAGUGUUUAUUCCAGCUCAUUUACAAAAACAGCAGCAACUUUCUGCUGAGAGUCUCUCGAACAUGACUUUAUCAUAUCUGCUCGAACUGAUGCAGUGGGGCGAUUUAAUCCUCUUUGAUUAUUUAACGGCCAACUUUGAUCGAAUCGUCAGUCAUAUUUUCAGCCUCCAGUGGGACGCGCGCGUAAUGGAGAGGACCACUAAUAACCUUCUCAAAACAGUCAAUGGAGAUUUGCUUUUUAUUGACAACGAGGCAGGACUUGUUCACGGAUACAGGGUGCUUGACCUGUGGGAACGUUAUCACAAGAUUCUGCUGAGCUCGUCCUGUAUGUUUCGGAGAAGUACAGUCCGGCGUGUGUCUGAACUGAAGCGCUCUGGAAACAGCGCAAAGCUGCUGUAUGAACUGUACCGCGCGAGGGAGCCGCUGGCGCGCGAGCUGGGCUCUCUGUCUGAGGAGCACGCGCUCACAUUGCAGAGCAGGAUUGAUGUCGUUUACAAACAUAUUAAACUGUGCACAGAAAUCAUGUAGACAUGUCAUGUGCGAGUUCAGGUGUUUCCAUUUGUAGUUGCUAGAUGUUGAUCUAUGAAAAUACACAUCACUGUGUGUACUGUUUACUUAAUCAUGCGUGGCAUUCCAAUGUGAGUUUUUACUGCUUAGUAGAUGUAAUGAAUGAAGCGAGAGAGCAGGAUUACUAACAAAACACUGGAGUCUGUGAACUGCAACAUUCCCCCUCCUGCUUUCCCAGGCUGCUAUUUUGGCUUGUUUUCGAGAGUUGCACUUUUUUUUAGCUGGUCAGACUGGGAGAGCACAUUUUAAUUCUUUCAGAUGUUAUUUGCCCAUUGUGAGGGUCCAUUUGGUAAGAAGAUAAAGAAAAAAAUAAAGCAGUAAAACAGUAAGAAUAGAAAAGAUGUAUCUUACUGUCAAAAUAAAAUGUAAAGUAUCUGAAAAUAA